Xenia sp. Carnegie-2017 is the source of this 1743-nucleotide messenger RNA. RefSeq names its product max dimerization protein 1-like. Gene Ontology annotation, biological process: regulation of transcription by RNA polymerase II. The record is from RefSeq and is a predicted model, not a curated record. The transcript is spliced from 5 exons. Lineage: Eukaryota; Metazoa; Cnidaria; Anthozoa; Malacalcyonacea; Xeniidae. Gene Ontology annotation, molecular function: protein dimerization activity; DNA-binding transcription factor activity, RNA polymerase II-specific; RNA polymerase II cis-regulatory region sequence-specific DNA binding. Bases 192 to 695 code for a protein of 167 amino acids.
CGAUAGUCAAUUUCCUAAUUGGUCCUUUUUAAAUAUCAACCAAUCAGAUUCUCCGUUUUACUUGUGUUUGGGUUGAGCUCGAAUGACGUUAUCGCGCAUGAUAUAAUUUUCUUUAGUCAGCUACAAACAUCACCGAUUGAGUUAUAAUUUUGUAGAUUUUUCAAAACUCAUCUCAUUUUCUUCGCGAAAUAAUGGGGAUAGAAUGCUUACUUGCUGCAGCGCAGCUAAUAGAAGAACAAGAAGCAAACAAAAGAGUACGAACUCCCGAUAAGAAAAGCAAGAAAAUAAACAAACGUUCACCGAGUUACAGCCGAUCCACACACAACCAGCUGGAGAAAAAUAGGCGUGCACAUCUUCGCGAUUGUCUCGAGACAUUGAAAGAAAUCGUUCCAACGCCUCCUGACCAUCAAAAAUCGACAACACUAUCACUUCUUCAAAAUGCUAGAAAUUACAUAAAGGUACUGGAAAAUAACGAUAAGAAAGCUAUGGCUGCGAAACAGAAACUUCAUCAGGAACAUUUAAGACUUGUGAAACAAUUAACAUGUCUACGAGGUGAGCUGGUACAAAGGAUUCGGAGCAAUUCUGAAGGUGAUUCAACCUGUGAUGAUGAUAUUGAUAUAGAAGACACUGAAUACAACAGUGAAUCUGACCGAUCUAGUAUGGAUGGCAGUGGAGGUAGUGACGGUUGUCUUUAACAGCUAUUUAUUAAUAACUAUACAGGUUAAUAAUAUAUAUAUUGUACUUAUUUCAGGGUGUAUUGAUAUUUUAUAAAUACUUAUGUAUGGGAUGUGAGACUUGAGAUUUAUAGUGUAGAAAUCAGACAGUCAAAAUGAGUAUGUUGUUGAACAUCUUAAUUAAUAUCUAAAUUAUUCUAUGAUAUUGCAUACCUAGUGUGAUUUUAAACAAUUACCCUUCAAUUGUGAUCGAAUUGUAAAAUUUUUCAAUUUAAAAUUGAUAAGUGACGCAAGUGUUAAUGAAUUGAAAAACGUAAGUGAUUAAGGUAUCUUAGAUGUCAUUAUUGUUGUGCAAUAUUACAUCUUAUCUUAGGAGAUCAAAACUUGUACAUAUUAUAAAUAAAUUCUGUCUUCAUCAACAUAAUCAGGUUCAUGUAUUCCCAUAAAAUAUAUAUCUUGUAAAUAAAUUGUGAAUAAUAGCACUCGUAGUAUUCUUGUAAACUUUUUUGGGAAAUGCAAAGAAAUUGUUUUUAAAAUUGUUUUCAUAAAAUAGGCUUACACCUUCCAUCACAAUUCUUGGAGUCAAGUGUAUUAUUUGUAUUUACACUUAAAAAUACUUUCCGAAAAAAGCAGGUUUUGUUUAUUAAGACAAUAAAAAUAAUAGCUGCGGCAGUAUGACUAUAAGGAUUUAUAUUCAGACUUAUGUCAGAAAGGACUAUAAUUCAGAACUACGUUUUGGUAGUGUAUAUUUUAUUGAACUCAAUUUCUGAUGCAUUUCUCUCAUUAAGUAAUUUGCAAAACAUAUUUAUUACUACGUCAAAAUUUUACUGUAAUUUAAACUCUUAGCUACAAAUAUUAAUUAUUACUACAAUUUAAUUUCAAAGCAAAUUUAGAAAUUUUGCAAUGCGAUGUCUUUGUUGAUCUUUCACUUAUUAUAGUUUAGCUUUGAUAAAAUCAAUGUUUUUACGCACAAACACAUGUAACUGUUUUUUCAAUUUUUUGUAUGCAUAGAGCAAAGUGUUCAAUAAUAGUAACUGAUGGUGGGAAAAAUAAAGUAUUUCAAAAUCAA